AUGCAGAUCGAUCCGGCCGCCCUGAGUCGGAGUGACUCUGCAUCGAAUAACAAAGGCGCUGCGCCAAACGGUGCGGCAUCAAUCAAGACAUCCCGAGCUUUGAUAUCUGUGCCGCGGCUGGACCUGGAGCAUGCCUACACGGACCUGAAGGCCGCCAUCGGAGACAAGUGGAGCGAAUACAAGGAGUCCACGGCCCUUUUCCUACUAGGACAUUACAAUCAGAACGAAUACGCAUCGCGAGUCGACUAUUUCCUAUGCGCAGAUCCGAAAAAUGAACAUCUACACAACAAUUUUGUAUGCGCGCUCAUCGGAAACCUCACACGCGACCUCCCCGAUCAUGGCGUCGCAAAUUGGGUAUCGGCCAACGAUAAGCCAUCGGCCGUCUCGAAACCCGUCUCCGGAGAUGCUGCGGAACAAAGGUUGAAGACCGAGGUCAUGCAACUACCUCCGAGGGACCGCCGGCGCAUCAAGGCAAUCACCGAGCGCGAGAACUACGAGACAUUGCCCACGGAGCUCGAGCAAUCCCAUCUGGUCAAGCAAAUCAAACUACCCAGUCAGGUACCCGCAAGUGCAGGCGGGCUGAACAAAACCAGUAAGGCACCGCCACUCCCCUAUCGGACAGGAUACCGUCUUCGUGCCCACUGGGAACUGGAAAUCCGGAAACGAUAUGCCCAACCCCUCGCUGCAGAAACCGGCGAAUUCCCCGACGCCGAAUCAAUCUAUUCACGAAUGGUCCCCAUAUGUUACGAAGAAUCCCUCCCCAGUGGUGCUGGUCUCCCUUGUGCUGAAUUUAUGGCCAUUGCGACGGAAACAUUUGUCAAAGAAGUUUUGUCCGCGGUCUUCUCACGCACACGUUCGAACGGUCCAUCGGGUACAAUCAACAACAUGAUGAUGCGCAAAUAUCGACAACAACUUGAAAUGGAAGAACUUGCAUACACACGUGGUGAAAUUGCGAAAGAUGCUGCGACAGGCUUGCUACCUGUUGAGGCACGUGAGGCCAAGCUUCGGAGACCUCUAGGCGUCAGAGACCUGCGGCUCACUCUGGAGCUGGGCGGCGGUGUUCUUGGUCAUAUGCCACUCAUAGUGGAUCAAAUCAUGGGCGGAUACUUUGAAGACGAGCUCGAAACAGAGAAACAAGAUCGGUUGGAGAACGGAGUUGAACUGCAUGAGGAUAUCAAAGAACCCGCAGAAGACGAGAUGGACCUGGACGAAGACGAAUCUCUCCUGGACUGGGAAGGAGGCGGUGUUGGUGACCGAGACCAGCUGAGCUCAUUGCUUGACGAGUGUCUGUCCAUGGCCGCGUGA
This is a messenger RNA of Penicillium antarcticum, 1305 nucleotides long. RefSeq names its product TADA1 family protein. The coding region runs from base 1 to 1305 and encodes 434 amino acids. Gene Ontology annotation, biological process: regulation of transcription by RNA polymerase II. NCBI's taxonomy places the organism in Eukaryota, Fungi, Ascomycota, Eurotiomycetes, Eurotiales, Aspergillaceae. The transcript is spliced from 4 exons. The record is from RefSeq and is a predicted model, not a curated record. Gene Ontology annotation, cellular component: SAGA complex. Gene Ontology annotation, molecular function: transcription coactivator activity.